UUUCUCUCCCGGAAAAUCCGAUCGAUGGAGGGCGCCACCACUUUCAGCGGCGGCGGCCACCAGCUGCAGCUACCGCCUGGUUUCCGAUUCCAUCCGACCGACGAGGAGCUCCUGGUUCACUAUCUGAAGAAGAAAGCCGCCGCGGUCCCUCUCCCGGUGCCGAUCAUCGCCGAGGUCGAUCUCUACAAAUUCGAUCCAUGGGAGCUUCCAAGUAAGGCGAGCUUCGGCGAGCAGGAAUGGUACUUCUUCAGCCCUAGAGAGAGAAAGUACCCCAACGGCGAGCGGCCGAACCGCGCGGCGACGUCGGGAUACUGGAAAGCCACCGGCACUGACAAGCCGAUCCUCACGAAUAACGGAACGCAGAAGAUCGGAGUGAAGAAAGGCUUAGUUUUCUACGGCGGAAAGCCGCCGAGAGGCGUGAAAAGCAAUUGGAUCAUGCAUGAAUACCGCCUCGUCGGCGAUCAAUCCUCCGCCAGCAAACCCGCCGGAAUCAAUCUCCCCAAAAAAUCAUCCUCGCGACUCGACGAUUGGGUUUUAUGCCGGAUUUUUAAGAAAAACAGCCCGGCUUCCGCGGCCGCGGAGGUGCUGCUGCAUCCACCGAUUCAAGUGGCGGAGAAGCCCCCUGAUUAUUCCAAUUUCUUCCAUGGAAAUCCGAUGAUGUUUCCGGCUAAGGAGUGGCACGACGGCAUGAACCCUAGCAGCAGCUCAAAUGAUCAUGGAAAUGCCUCUUACAUCUCGAUGCUGAAUCAGCAAUACCCCCAAACAAUAUUCCACCACAAUUCUCUGGUAAAUUCAGCAGGUGUUGUUGAUGAUGAUGAAGAUGUGCAGCAAUCGUUCCAACUCCCUUCUUCGCGGUUUCAGUGAACAAUGUGGUUAUUACCGGUAACGUUAGUUCAUUUAUGUAUAUGAGCAUUUUUGGGGUAUGUAAAAUAUUUUAUACUCUUUUAAUUAUUUUAUUGUGGGUGUAUUGGUUAAUUUAUCUUUUUGUUAUUUUUGAAAUUUAUUUGUAAGGGGUUAUUUAGUGAUAAUUGAACCUUUUUGUUUCUGAUCG
Molecule: messenger RNA, 1051 nt
Organism: Salvia hispanica
Lineage: Eukaryota; Viridiplantae; Streptophyta; Magnoliopsida; Lamiales; Lamiaceae
Product: NAC transcription factor 25-like
Biological process (GO): system development; regulation of DNA-templated transcription
Molecular function (GO): DNA binding
Source: RefSeq, a predicted model, not a curated record